Molecule: messenger RNA, 693 nt
Organism: Perkinsus marinus ATCC 50983
Lineage: Eukaryota; Perkinsozoa; Perkinsida; Perkinsidae
Exons: 4
Coding region: 1-693 (230 amino acids)
Source: RefSeq, a predicted model, not a curated record
AUGGUGCAAAACUGGUGUCGCAUCCAGAAUGAGCUAGCCGAACUUCAGAUGAGCAAGUUCGAUCCCGAUGAGAGCAGGGCUGGAACGGUCGACGAGGACCGGGCCAUAUCUCGGAGUCUUGUGAUUCUUCGUAGUAUACCUGAUCGGAAGGAAGCCUCAGCUCUGGCGGAACUUGGAUCCCUUGAGAAGCUCUCCGUCGAGCUGUCUACCUGUAGUCAUUGCGCCCUGAUUGGCGCUAGGAGACUCGUGAAAGCCUGCGAACCCAUUAUGAAGGCUAAAGGAAUGCCAAAUACCGUAAAGACAGCGAUCGAUAAAGCCGUCCCUAACAUCCUAGGCCGUGAUGGUUUCAUGGCAUUCUUCGACCCAUGCGAAUGGGAAGAAGAUGGGGAAUGGCAGUCAUCGAGAAUUGAUAUGAUUCUCGCUGCGAUUAAGGCUUACAAUGAUGAUUUGGGAGACUUCGAUGAUCAUAGAAUUGAAAAGCCUAAAAUCGUGCACGAUUUCUCUACUCGUCUUGGUAUCUUUUCUAAAUAUAAGCCGGAAGAUGUCUCGCAUUACCGUCCGGAUCACUUCUGGUUUAUCUUCAAGAAGACCUGCCGGCUUGCCAGCUUCCUGUAUGAACGUUGUCUCUUACCUUGUGCGGCAAUGGAGAAUGAUCUACAGUUAUUCCAGUCCUUGUCAUCGUCAAACGGGUAA